Molecule: messenger RNA, 2940 nt
Organism: Bombyx mandarina (wild silkworm)
Lineage: Eukaryota; Metazoa; Arthropoda; Insecta; Lepidoptera; Bombycidae
Biological process (GO): positive regulation of DNA-templated transcription
Cellular component (GO): transcription elongation factor complex
Molecular function (GO): chromatin binding
Source: RefSeq, a predicted model, not a curated record
UAAUUUAGUAUGUGUCCAUUUAAUAUAAUGUAAAACGGAACGUAUACACAUAGUUGCCAAGAAUGGAGGUCACGUCACAUCGUGCGAGGGGCGGAGCGCCACCAGUACGUCAGUACUCAGUGCAGUGUUACCCCGCCUCCGUCAGUGAGGUCCGUGCUUUCGGUGACUCAGUGAUAAACAAACCUCCUCAGUGCCUACAUGUCCGAUAUGCAGGUUUGAAUUCCACCCUGGAACGCAGAGCCGGCUCCAUGUAUCGUAGUCCGCGUCCAACUCCACACAAAUGUCAGCCGCCGCCGCACGCCCUACGGCGGUUUUAUCACAUUUUAGAAAAUGACUGAAGGCUCACUCUUGCAUCAUGAUACACCGAUGUGUGUGCGCAUAUGGCUAGAAGUGGGGCACGCGUGCGAACCGCGGCGCUCCGCCCUCGGCCGGGCGCUGGCGUUGGACUGGCGCGUGUGGGUGCGUGGUGCCAAUGGACGCGACAUCAGUGCUUUCGUUCACAAGAUCGUCUUCCGCCUUCACCCCUCCUCGGCUUUUGUUUACCCAAAAAGAGUGCUCCAGGAGCCUCCGUACGAGAUCCAAGAGUCCGGCUGCGCUUCGAUCGAAAUACCGAUUCAGAUAUACCUGAAAUACAGCAGUCGGCCAAAGAAGAUACAACUUAAAUACAGUCUUCAGAUCGAGAACAACACGAAGAGCAGUUCCGAGUCUCGUUGCAUCUACUACGACUUCGAGAAGCCUUCGGAGCAGCUGUGCCGCGCGCUGAUGAGCGGCGGAGGUGAGCUGAUCGCGCGGGCCAGAGCCAAGCACCUGCUAGAGUUGCUCUCGGGCGCCGGUACCAAACCACCGCGCAAAAUGAACACCAACAAGUUCGUCGAGCCGGUCCUCUGCAAGCACGGCUCGAAGAAACGCAGCAAACGCUUCUCGUCGGCAUCGUCGUGCCCGAAGUGCGGCGAAUCGACAACGGCCGAGAUCAGGAAGCAGCUGCGCGCCGUCGAGAUGACCGACGACGAGAUACUACAAGUGUCGCGCCUGUACAUAUCGUACACGAGCUACGAGAAGUCGGCGAACGCUCUAGAGCUGCCGCCGCCUUCGGACCCGAUAUACGCUGUGCCAGAGUUGCCGGCCAGACUCCGCGAGGCCCUCAAAGCGGCCGAAAUCGAUCGGACUUCUUCACGCGGUGAAGUGCGUUAAUGACCAAUUUUGUGUAUACCCUAUAAUUUGUCGGUGCCAUUUUAAAAGUUCUUCCGCGAACAAGCAUCAAGAUUUUAAUAUAUUUUUAUAGUUAGUUUAAUUGAAAAUCUAUAUUUCUCAGAAACUUUUACUGUAGAUAUAGAAGAAAAAAAGGUUUCAUUUUAGUUACUUAUGUGUCUAUUUAAUUUGUCUCGCGACAACGAAUGACUGGUGCUGUGAAGAGGAUCUCAAGUAUUUGAAGAGGUAAACAUAUACGUAUAAAUAUAUUUAAUUAGAUAUAUGAAAAAAUACGUCAAUAAAAAAUAAAAAUCUAAUUUGAAUUUGAAUGUGCGACGUUAUGAUUUCGUGUUGUAAAUUACGUAAAAUAAUUUCAUUUAAUGAUUAUCCAUCUAUUUCUAUCGUAUUAUUUUUAUUAGUAGGUACCUACCUACAUUUUCUAGCCGAAAGAUCGCAAAGCAAAUACAUGGGAACAUCGUGCCUUAUUUUACGUAUUUUAACGACUACAUAUUGGCAAAAUUGUUAAUGAUUAUUCGCAAAAAACGGCAAGAAAAUUCCCAUUAAAACGUAUAAUUAAUAUUUUUAAUAAAUUUUCGAGGGUUCUAUUUAUGAUGGUAAUGUUCAAUAAAAAAUCAAAUGAGUAGCUAUCGAUUUACGGAAAAUAAUAAAAAAUAAAAAAUCAUUAGUAAGUGAGGGCUUGUGAUAUUACUAUGAAUUAUUUUUAUUAAUAUUUGAUAGUUUACUUCGUUUUUAGUAUUUAGUACUUAGCACAAAGAGUGAACGUUCGUUUUUUAUUAAAUCGAUACCAGAAUCAGAGUGCAAUAAGUCAAAUUUGUUAACAAUGUAUUUUUUUAAAUCAGAAAACUGCUUCAAAUCAGGUGCUUAUAUAAAAUAAGUUAAUAUGGUUUGAAACUGAUGUUGAAUUUUGACUUGUGUCAGUUUGGUUCUGAUGUAUUUAAUGUAGCUGUUUGGUUCUGAUAUAGUCAGUUUGUGAUUUUGUUGAUUAUUUCUUUGCUAGUGAUUUCACGUUAUGUGGUGCUUUUAGUGGUUACGAUACGAUAAUGAUCUUUCCGAGAAUCAAAAUUAUUGAUUUAAUAAGUUUUCGUCGUGAUUGCUCCGCAGACUGAUUGUAAAAGUGUAAUUUAUAAAAAUAUUCUAGUUCCUGCUUCGUUGUUGGAUUAUAAUAUAAUAAUGAAAAAUGUCAAAUAAAUAGGUUAGAUUAUAUUAACAAUAAACUAUAGCUAAGAAAUUGUAUGCUCAACCCUGUGGUGCUUUUUUGUAUUGUAAAUCAACCCUGUAUAUGCUAUUUACAAAAAACGUCUUCCAGAUGUACAAACUAUUGGAAAAACAAUACGAACAGUUGAAGAUAAAUUUUGAUAAUUAUCUUGUUUUUCUUGAAGUUCUUUAAUGUAAAAUCACGAAUAAGGCAUAGUGUCGUUUCUUUGAUAUCAGCUGACUGAUUAAGGAAUUAAUGUCAAAUGUUUAAGCUUUUCUAUGGCUUUUGUCGGGCGAUUAGUAGUAGGUAAUUAUAAAUGAAAUCACUUAUCAUUGUUCGAUUUUAAACUCUUAUUUAAAUUAAAUUAAUGAUUAUUUAAUAUUUUGUACAAAUGAACAACAAUCGCAGUUGUGAAUGCGUCGAGUGCACAGUGUGUACACGAUUUUACGGUAGGCAGCGGCUUGGCUCUGCCCCUGGCAUUGCUGAAGUCCAUGGGCGACGGUAACCACUCACCAUCAGGUGGGCCGUAUGCUCGU